This is a messenger RNA of Anopheles moucheti, 525 nucleotides long. RefSeq lists its product as uncharacterized. NCBI's taxonomy places the organism in Eukaryota, Metazoa, Arthropoda, Insecta, Diptera, Culicidae. Bases 1 to 525 code for a protein of 174 amino acids. The record is from RefSeq and is a predicted model, not a curated record. The transcript is spliced from 2 exons.
AUGCAGAAAGUUUGGUUUAUGUUAGCAAUAACGACCUUACCGUUGUCGCCAGGAUUACAAAUCGAUUUCGAAAAUGCGGACCAAAUUUCGGGAUUCGAUGUUAUGGGUCAUACGCUACGUGUUCGUAAGUACAAUCGCACCACAAUCGUACUGAACGGCACAACCACGUUGAAGACGAUCCUCAAUAACAGCUACGUGCUUUCCACCGACAUGUUCCACAGCCCGCUUGGCAAUCAGCAAUUCAAUCACUACCCGAUGAAGCUACCCUCGCAGCGAGUAUGCGAUUUUCUUAACACGCUGCACGAUGAGUACAGUGAGCAUUUGACAAACAUUUACAACCUGCCAGCGCGUGGAACUUGUCCGAUCUACCCGCAAGAUGUUUAUACGAUCAAUAAGGUUUUCCCUGCCGACGCUAUUCCGGUGUUCGUACCGACGGGACUUUGGAAGGCGUUCAUCAUCUUUUCGCUAGAAGAGGAAGAGGUGGCACGGUUCGUGUGGAUAGUGAAGGUUAGCAAUUACAUAUAA